Messenger RNA from Capsaspora owczarzaki ATCC 30864, 1965 nucleotides. Its product is annotated as ABC transporter. The record is from RefSeq and is a predicted model, not a curated record. Bases 17 to 1825 code for a protein of 602 amino acids. Gene Ontology annotation, molecular function: ATP binding; ATP hydrolysis activity. The transcript has 3 exons. Lineage: Eukaryota; Filasterea; Ministeriida; Capsasporidae.
UUCUCAAACCAAAUAAAUGGCAGGCGCAAAGAAGGGCGGCAAAGGCUCCAAGAAGAGCUCUGGCUCGUCGACACCGGCGUCUGGCAGCGCGUCGACCAACAACCUGCUCGACGAGAACGGCCUCGACGAAGCCGCGCGCAUCAAGCAGCUUGAAGAGGAGGUCCGCAACAACCCUCGCACCGUGACGUGCGUGCUGGCCUCCCACGCCAUGAGCCGCGAUGUCCAGCUCGACACGUUCUCCCUCUCCAACUACGGCCACGAGCUCAUUGUCGACUCGCGCGUCGAGCUCAACUACGGCCGUCGCUACGGUCUCAUUGGCCAGAACGGCAGCGGCAAGUCCACGCUGAUGGCUGCGCUCGGUCGCCGCGAGGCUCCCAUUCCCGAGCACAUUGACAUUUUCUACCUUGACAAGGAAAUUGGCGCAACCGACCUCACUCCCCUCGAGGCCGUCAUCGAGGACACUGAGAAGGAGCGCGUGCGCCUUGAGGCCCGCGCCGAGCGUGUGCUCGAGGAAGAUGGCCCCGAAAGCACCCUUCUUCAAGACAUCUACGAUCGCCUCGAUCUCCUCGACGCCGACACCGCCAAGAAGCGCGCUGGUGAAAUUCUCUUUGGUCUUGGCUUUGACGCCGACAUGCAGGCCCGCCCGUGCAAGUCCUUCUCUGGUGGCUGGCGCAUGCGCAUCUCCCUGUCCAAGGCCCUGUUUGAGGAACCCGCGCUGCUGCUGCUCGACGAGCCCACCAACCACCUCGAUCUUGAGGCGUGCGUGUGGCUUGAGGAGUACCUCUCCAACUACCCCCGCUGCCUCGUCAUGGUUUCGCACUCGCAGGACUUUUUGAACGCGGUCUGCACGAACAUUAUCUCGCUCUCCCAAAAGAAGCUCUUGUACUACACUGGCAACUACGACCAGUAUGUCACCACCCGCGCCGCGCUCGAGGAGAACCAGACCAAGCGCUACAACUGGGAGCAAGAGCAAAUCGCUCACAUGAAGGACUACAUUGCCCGAUUCGGUCACGGCUCUGCCAAGCUCGCCCGUCAAGCCCAAAGCAAGGAGAAGGUUCUUGCCAAGAUGGUUGCCGGCGGUCUGACCGAGCAGGUCAAGGAAGAGCACGGCUUUAGCUUCCGCUUCAACAAUGUCGACAAGCUCACCUCGCCCGUCCUCCAAUUCCUCAACGUUAGCUUCACCUAUCCCGGCACCACCCGCGAGCUGUACUCCAAGCUGGACAUUGCCAUCGACCUCGACUCGCGCAUUGCCUUGGUCGGCAAGAACGGCGCAGGCAAGAGCACCCUGCUCAAGCUCAUGGUCGGCGAAAACACUCCGACGGACGGCAUGGUCCGCACGCACUCGCACUUGCGCAUGGCCCGCUACCACCAACACCUUGCCGACCAGCUCGACAUGACCCUGACUCCUCUCGAGUUCAUGAUGAAGGAAUUCCCCGAGGACGUUGAAAUCCAGACACAUCGCCAGGCACUCGGCAAGUUUGGCGUCCGUGGCGAGCAGCAGCUGAUGCAAAUCAAAAACCUGUCCGACGGUCUCCGAAGCCGCGUCGUCUUCUCGUGGCUCGCUCGGCAAAGCCCUUCGCUCCUCCUUCUCGAUGAGCCUACGAAUCACCUCGAUAUUGAGAGCAUUGACACGCUUGCCGACGCCAUCAAGAACUGGAAUGGCGGUCUUGUGCUUGUUUCGCACGAUUUCCGACUCAUCAACCAGGUGGCAAACGAGAUUUGGCUGUGCGAGAACAAGGGCAUCCAAAAAUGGACUGGCGACAUUCAACAGUACAAGCGUCAACUCAAGAAGGACAUGGAUGCCGAGAUUGCCAAGCGCAAGUAAACGCAGACCACUGCGGCAGUAGUGAUGAUGAUGUUUUUGUUGUUGCUUGAAGUCUCUCUGUUUUUGUUUGUUGUGCGUAUAACCUGCAUGGUACUUGUCAUUUUUUCAGUGUAAUAAUGCAAAAAUGAGAAACACACACA